AUGUCAUCUGCUGGAUUGGCAACCGAGAUUGGUGAAUUUGCUUGGACAGCCAAGGCCACUCCUGGGACCGAUGGCAUCCUGGUGAAGGAAGAGGAGGAGGAGCAGGCGGAGGAGGAGCAGGCGGAGGAGGAGGAGCAGGAGCAAGAGGAGGGGCAAGAAGAGGGGGUGAGGUAA
Ectocarpus siliculosus is the source of this 174-nucleotide messenger RNA. NCBI's taxonomy places the organism in Eukaryota, Phaeophyceae, Ectocarpales, Ectocarpaceae. The record is from the annotation of a GenBank genome assembly.